Molecule: messenger RNA, 2122 nt
Organism: Lactuca virosa
Lineage: Eukaryota; Viridiplantae; Streptophyta; Magnoliopsida; Asterales; Asteraceae
Source: the annotation of a GenBank genome assembly
AUUAUGUGUGAUUUUAGAGGAUUAAAAUACACAGAGCAGUACGUAUCUUGUUCGCAAAGUCGCAAAAAGAUCAAAUAUUAAGCAAAACAGAGUGGAACCUUUACACGGAUCGGACAUUGAAAGAACGUCAAUUGCCCAUAAUAUUCCCCUCUUUCUGAGCAAUUGCCGUUAGAUCCAAAUCCAUUCGCCGGCGAUCCCGAUGUGGUCCACCGUCCAUUCCUCCUCCGGCCUCACUUUCGUCACAGUGUUCAUCGCUUCGUUCCUCCUCAUUUCAUCGCCGGUGUUCGCUUCCGACUAUGAUCACAAGUAUCAACCAGAUGACACUGUUGACCUUUGGGUGAAUAAAGUUGGGCCUUAUAAUAAUCCACAAGAGACUUAUAAUUAUUACAGCCUUCCUUUUUGUCGUCCACCUGGUCAUGCUGGGCACAAAUGGGGUGGUUUGGGUGAAGUAUUGGGUGGAAAUGAACUGAUUGAUAGUCAAAUUGAUGUCAAGUUUCAAAAGAAUGUGGAAAAGACUACUAUUUGUGAGCUUGAACUUGAUGAACCAAAGGUCUUGCAGUUUACACAUGCCAUUGAGCAUAAUUAUUGGUUUGAAUUUUUCAUGGAUGAUCUACCACUGUGGGGUUUUGUUGGGGAGCUACAUUCUGAUAGGAAUAAUGACAACAAGUAUAUGCUUUUCACACAUAAAAACAUUACAAUAAGAUACAACAAAGAUCAGAUCAUUCAUGUUAAUCUGACUCAAGAAAAUCCAAAAGCCUUAGAAGUUGGUAGAAAAUUAGACAUGACAUAUUCAGUCAAAUGGAGUGAAACUAACAUCACAUUUGGUCGCCGUUUUGAUGUUUACCUAGAUUACCAUUUUUUUGAGCAUCAGAUUCAUUGGUUCUCCAUAUUCAAUUCAUUUAUGAUGGUUAUUUUCCUUACUGGAUUGGUUUCAAUGAUACUGAUGCGUACCCUUAGAAACGACUAUGCCAAAUAUGCACGCGAAGAUGAUGAUCUUGAAACUCUGGAAAGAGAUGUAAGUGAAGAAUCUGGUUGGAAACUUGUUCAUGGGGAUGUUUUUCGCCCACCUCGCAGUUUGGUGUUGCUGUCAGCUGUUGUGGGGACAGGUGCCCAAUUCGCACUAUUGAUCCUUCUUGUCAUCUUGCUUGCAAUUAUUGGCAUGUUGUAUGUCGGGAGAGGAGCAAUUGUGACUACAUUUAUAGUUUGUUAUGCUCUCACCUCUUUUGUUUCCGGCUACGUGAGUGGUGGCAUGUAUUCACGCAAUGGUGGGAAGAAUUGGAUAAAGUCGAUGAUUUUGACAGCUUCGCUAUUUCCAUUUCUAUGCUUCGGGAUUGGUUUCGUUUUAAACACGAUUGCAAUAUUUUACGGGUCCUUAGCUGCAAUUCCAUUUGGAACAAUGGUGGUCGUUUUCGUCAUUUGGGCAUUUAUCUCUUUCCCUCUUGCCCUUCUUGGAACGGUUGUUGGAAGGAACUGGAGUGGGGCCCCCAAUAACCCGUGUCGCGUCAAAACAAUCCCUCGCCCAAUUCCCGAAAAGAAAUGGUACCUCACGCCUUCUGUUGUCUCAAUCAUGGGAGGACUUCUUCCUUUUGGAUCUAUUUUCAUUGAGAUGUAUUUCGUCUUCACAUCCUUCUGGAAUUACAAGGUGUACUAUGUGUACGGGUUUAUGCUGCUGGUUUUUAUAAUUCUUAUUAUUGUUACGGUUUGUGUUACAAUUGUGGGGACGUAUUUCUUGCUGAAUGCUGAGAAUUACUACUGGCAAUGGACUUCGUUUUUCUCAGCAGCUUCUACAGCUAUUUACGUGUAUUUAUAUUCAAUAUAUUAUUAUUAUGUCAAGACCAAAAUGUCAGGCUUCUUCCAAACCAGCUUCUACUUUGGAUAUACAGCCAUGUUUUGCCUCGGCUUAGGAAUUCUCUGUGGAGCGGUUGGGCAUCUGGGGUCUAACUUGUUUGUUAGAAGGAUCUACCGAAACAUCAAAUGCGACUAAAAGUCUUGUUUUGUAUGAAGAAGAAAAGGACAGGUGGCAAUUUGUUGCCGAUUUGCCAUACCAAGUGGAAAACCCGUGGCUUGGAUCAUGUAUUGAAUGUUGAUUGAGGAGAGGGUAAAACAGGUAAUUCACAAGGUU